Plenodomus lingam JN3 is the source of this 432-nucleotide messenger RNA. RefSeq lists its product as uncharacterized. The record is from RefSeq and is a predicted model, not a curated record. NCBI's taxonomy places the organism in Eukaryota, Fungi, Ascomycota, Dothideomycetes, Pleosporales, Leptosphaeriaceae.
AUGCCAAUCUUCGGAUCCCGCCAUUCUCCCUCUCCGCCCCCAGUACAGACUGCACCGGCCAGAAAGCCUUCUCUCUUCUCUCGCAGGCGAUCCCCAUCCCCUUCCACCCGUCACACCACCUCAUCAACCUCCCACCACACACACACUGCCCACACAUCCUCCCCUAAGCGCGCUUCAGGGAUGUUUUCCCGCUCUUCGGGAGAUCCCAGUAUUGCUGCUGCCAAGCAAAGCCUGAUUAGUGCCGAGAACGCAGAGCGAGCGGCCGACGAUGCGUUGCUACGGGCGAAGAGUGCGGUGAAAGAGGCGAGGGAACAUGUGCAUCGGUUGGAGAGGGAGGCUGCCGAAGAGGCGCGUUUGGCGAAGAUCAAGCAGGGAGAGGCGAAAGCAUUGGGGAAGAAGGGCAAGAUGCUUGGUCGUCAUGACCAUAUUUGA